AUGGCCUCCUGGAAAGAAGCAGAGCUUGGUACAAUGUCGAAAGUCCAAGAGACGCUGUCUUCUCAUAGUGGCUGUGGCUCGUGUUUGGUCGACAAAACUGAAACCGUCCAUAUCAACCCAGAUGUCGAAAGCCCUUACACCCGUCAACCUCUUUGGUUUAAAGUGAGGGAGUAUUGUCGUGAUGCCUUAUCAGAAUUCUUUGGAACGAUGAUCCUGAUCCUGUUUGGUGAUGGUGUCGUGGCCCAGGUGCUCCUCAGCCAUGGCCAAAAGGGCGAUUACCAGUCCAUAUCCUGGGGAUGGGGGCUCGGCGUCAUGCUCGGGGUUUACGCCAGCGGUGCAUCCGGCGGACAUAUCAACCCAGCCGUGACAUUUGCAAGCUGUGUGUUUCGCGGCUUUCCCUGGCGCAAAUUCCCUGUGUAUGCUUUAGCACAAAUCCUCGGGGCAAUGGCAGGCUCUGCCAUUGUUUACGGAAACUACAAGUCGGCCAUCAAUGCCUACGAGGGCGGACCCGGUAUUCGAACAGUCCCUGGCUACUCGACAACAGCAACAGCCGGCAUAUUCUGCACAUACCCGGCCGAGUUCAUGACCAAAACGGGUCAAUUCUUCUCGGAAUUCAUUGCUAGUGCGGUACUCAUGUUCAUGAUAUUCGCCAUCAAAGAUGAAGGCAAUCUCGGAGCUGGACCAUUGUUUCCUCUUGCACUGUUCUUUGUUGUUUUCGGCAUCGGCGCUUGCUUUGGGUGGGAGACCGGUUAUGCUAUCAAUCUUGCCCGAGACUUCGGCCCUCGACUUACGUCUUUCAUGAUUGGAUAUGGACACGAAGUAUGGGCGGCAGGGAAUUACUACUUCUGGGUUCCUAUGGUUGCACCAAUUUUGGGCUGUACCUUUGGUGGGUGGAUAUAUGAUCUUUUCCUGUAUACCGGCAUGGAUACUCCAAUUCAUACGCCUUGGGUGGGAAUCAAGAGACUAUUGGGGCCCGUACGUCAAAGGCGUGUUUCGCUACAGAGCCCUGUCUGA
Messenger RNA from Penicillium olsonii, 1014 nucleotides. The record is from the annotation of a GenBank genome assembly. Lineage: Eukaryota; Fungi; Ascomycota; Eurotiomycetes; Eurotiales; Aspergillaceae.